Messenger RNA from Seriola aureovittata, 3174 nucleotides. RefSeq names its product adhesion G protein-coupled receptor F3b (gene adgrf3b). Gene Ontology annotation, molecular function: G protein-coupled receptor activity. The record is from RefSeq and is a predicted model, not a curated record. NCBI's taxonomy places the organism in Eukaryota, Metazoa, Chordata, Actinopteri, Carangiformes, Carangidae. The transcript is spliced from 16 exons. Gene Ontology annotation, cellular component: membrane. Gene Ontology annotation, biological process: G protein-coupled receptor signaling pathway; cell surface receptor signaling pathway. The coding region runs from base 1 to 3021 and encodes 1006 amino acids.
AUGAACAAAGAGGUAGAAAAUGUCUACAUUGCCGAGCUGAUGGUGGAGAGCAAUGUCACACUGGGAUCCCAGACUCUCCUGUCAGUUUUGAAUGCGACGACUGACCUCCAAGUGACCGAUAGGAAUGGAAGCUCCCACACAGUGACCAUCUUACAAAGCGAAGUGGCAGCAGACUGCCUGAUCAUUGAAGAUCAAACCAGUUGUAACUGCUCUGUCGGGUUCGUUUGGAGCAAUGAAGUGUGCUACACUACCGGCUGUUGCAGAGAAACUACUUGCAAACAAAAUGUGUCCCACAUCGCACCGCUCUGCAUCCCCAAAGUCAAUGUUCAGAUCAAUGGAUCAGUGACACUGAGUACAUCAGGAGCCGCCUGGAGUAGCAACAAAUUUUCAAAGGUUGUAAAGGAGAUUGAAAAGCUGAAUGGCUUACAAUACAUAAACUUCACUGAUAACAGGACCAACGCCGUUGACUUUGAGGCAGCCGUCAGUGUCAAGUUUCCGACCUCUCGUCUUCAAGACAUUGUGACUAACGUGGAAUAUCAGCUCACUGCCAUAGUUCUGGUCGACACUCUAGGCAUGGUCACCAUAAAAACCCCAGGGACUAUAGUGCAGUACCAAUCUGACCCACUGUUGAAUUGCACAUUUGAGGAGGCGACGGACAGUGCUGGCUGGAACAUGAGCAGGCCGCAUGAGCGCUUUGAGCUCAACAACGGCACUGUGGUGAAACUGAAUUACAGGUGUGCCACAGAGGAAUACAUGUCCUGUGUUGCAGUUACACUCCAGAAGGUGAUAGGCAUAUAUGAAGGCAAGUACAAUAGCGGAACAUAUGAGUGUGGAUUCAUGAAAGGGUCCGUGAGGCAUAUAGCCAAGACAUAUUUGAGUGUGGCUCUCCUGCCCGAUUCGAUCACUUUGAAAAUCAAUCCUCUCGCUUUGGACUGUUCCAAGAGCUCUCAGAAAGACGUUGUCGUCACUGCCACCAUCUUAAACAGCCCAGAGAACUUUAAGGUUUGGUGGAGCCUCAAGGGGAUAAAGCAAAGUGAACUACACAACACAUCUUUGAAUUAUUCCCUAAUCUAUACCUUCAAGGCUUCUAUUUCGUGCCAGAAAACGAUGGAAGCACAAUAUGUUAAUGUCACUUUUGAAAACAAAUUACAACAAAUCAAAAGCGCACGAGUGGACAUCCCAGUAAUUUAUGAUGGUGAAAAGUUUUGCAGCGAGGAGGAAAUAAAUGGCCAGUUUUGGCCGAAAUCCCCAAGUGGAGAUACAGUGAUCAAUCGAACGUGUCCAGAGGGGAGGGUUGGCUUUAAGUCUCGCACUUGUGACGGCACUACCUGGCAGCCAGUGUUCUCGUCCUGCGUCAGCGAAGAGUUGAACAAAGUUUACGCUGAAGCAGGCAAAUUCAGUAUGGGACUAGGGGCUAUUCAGGAGGUGGCCAUGAAUAUAUUUGCAGGACUUAAGAACAGCUCUAUAUAUGAUUCUGGUUCCGAUGACUCUAUGGCUGACAUUGGCGCUUCCAUCAACAUCCUGAGUGUGAUGGCCGUUGGAUCAGGAAAUGUUGCCUUGCAGGAGGAGGUCUUUCCUGAUUUUGUUGAUGCAGCGAGCAAUAUGUUGAACAAGAGCUGGGGUGGGAUCAACUCGUCUACUGCUCAUAACAUGUCAUCAGAUUACCUUCAGUCUGUGGAGGGUCUGGUGAAAAAUAUCAAAGUGAAAAAUUCCAGUACAAUCACUAGUCAAAACGUAGACCUCAAAUUCUGCUCAGGCGAUGGCUGUAACGUGUCCGCGUUUGACAUCGGCGUGAAUUUAAACAAGUCCUCAGGAAUAAUGAAAACUGUCGCUGUGAAAAAUCUUAUGGAUAAAUUGAGAAACAACUUCCACAGGACGAAAGCCACCAGCCUCCUACUAUCAGUCACACUGGAGGACAGCAACGACACGGCUUUAGAAAUCACACUGGACUUCCCCAUCGAGAAGAUGAAAUCAACAAUACCUUUGUGUGUUUUCUGGAAAAUCGAAGACAGGGAAUGGUCAGGUGAAGGAUGCGUCAUUAAAAGCAGUGACGGAAACCGUACGCGCUGUGAGUGCAACCACCUGACGUCAUUUUCUGUCCUCAUGGCCAAGAGCGACAUAUCUACUGAUAUCCUAGAUAUCAUUACCUACGUGGGCCUGGGGGUGUCCGUCUGCUCCUUGCUGAUCUUCCUCAUCAUCGAGACUCUGGUGUGGUCCGCUGUGGUGAAGACCAACCUUUCACACUUCCGUCACACAGCGAUAGUGAACAUUGCCGUUUUCCUCUUGCUCGCUGACUGCUGUUUUUUGGCUUCCUCCUUUCCUGAGACGCUCUCUGACUCCACCUGCCUGGUUCUCACCAUAUGCAAACACCUGUUUUUCUUGGCCAUGUUCAGCUGGAUGCUGUGCAUGAGCGUCAUGCUUGUCCACCAGCUCAUCUUUGUCUUCAGCCCACUGAGGAAAAGGGUCUUCAUGUUCCUCUCCAGCAUUGUCGGCUAUCUUUGCCCGAUUCUGAUAGUGGGAUGCAGCUAUUUGUAUUCCAAAUACACGGACAAACCCUACUACAAUAAGGACACGUGCUGGCUGUUUUUUGAAAGAGUGUUGGAGGGUUCUGUGCAUGCGUUCCUCCUCCCUGUGGGAACUGUUAUUUUGACAAAUGUCUUCUCCAUGGUGGUCGUCAUUGUUACUCUGAUGAAGUCCUCGGUCCCCGACGGCAAGUCAGAUGAGAAGGAGACGAUCAAAAGCAUCAUUAAAGUGGUGGUCUUUCUAACACCUGUCUUCGGAGUGACAUGGGUCAUCGGCUUCUUCCUACUCAUAUUAGAUGGUGACGAUCCCAUGUUUCAUGUUGCCAACUACAGUUUCACCAUCCUCAAUUCCUUCCAGGGCCUUUUCAUUUUGAUAACAGGGUGUAUUGCAGAACAAAAGGUUCGAGAUGAACUGUUCAAGAUCAUAAUGGCAAAAUCAAAAGGAAAGAGUGACAGCACGAAGAAUUUGAAUUCAACCACAUACACAAAAGAAAAAUGAAGCGGGAACGAAGAUUGUGCAGACAGAAACAGCAGCUCACAUGUACAUGUAUGCAGCUCCACAUGCAGCCGACAACAAGAGAACAUGACUUAGAGUUUGCUUUGUGUUAGAAAACAGUUCCUGGACUGUUACUAAGGUGAAGGUGGUCGUAGU